AUGAUGGAUCCUGCUGAAAUCCCCCAAAGGGUCGGUCCCGCGAAGGAAUCAUGUCUGUAUCCCGAGACGGAGUGGCAUUCCCCAAAAUGGACAUCCAUGUCCAAGGUGCUCGACCACGACGACCUCCUCAUCGAGAUCCUACUCCGCGUCGGAUUCCCCACUACCCUUGUCUAUGCCGCCCUCGUCUGCAAGCGUUGGUGCCACCUCGCUUCUGACUGCAUGUUCCUCAGCCAUUUCCGUAAGCUCCAGCCGCCCAGUCUCCUUGGCUUCUACCUCGACGACAUAAUGGCUCCGAGCAUGUCUGCACGCUUCGUCCCAGUGCUACCUCAGCCCCCAGAGCUCACUAUCGUUAGUUGUCGUGCUGCGAGCUUCAGCUUGGGCACCAGCCAGGGACAUGUCAUAAAAUGCUGGAAUGGCAGAUUGUUCACCCUGCACAGUGACAAAAGCGGAUUCACAGCUGCAGUGCACAGCCCACUGUGCCCCGAGGGAGGCAUGGUCAUUGUCCCAAAAUCCAUCCUUGAACAGAAUACUUGUGGUACAAUUAUUCCCAAAGAAGAAGGCCAUGGCUUCUCCUACAUUUUUAUGCGGGUGGUGUCUACCAACGAGACAAUGCAACCUAUGGUGCUUGUAGAUAUUUUGCAAAAUGGUGAUGGUGUCUGGCGCAGGUAUCUUAGCUUGGCCACGGACCAACUCUCUCUUAUACGAUGGGAUGUCAGACAUGUUCUCAUUGAUGAUAAAAUCUACAUACCGAGCGCCCUCCACAACAUUGUUGUCUUGGAUUUGACGACUUCAAGCAUCUCCACCAUUCAACUCCCACAAGGAGUGGAGUAUGGGGAUAGACGGGUGGUGUUGGCGCACAGUGAUGGUGCUUCUGGUAUGUAUCUCAUCCAAGUCAAGGAGCUUCAAGUGUGCAUCUGGCUCCACAAGGGGAACAACUGGUUGCCUGUUGACACUAUUUGUUUGCGUGCGAUGUGUGCUACUUUGAUGAUGCCAAGUUGUGAGGUUGAGGAUGAGGACGCUCCUAUUCUUAUCCGGAUAAACCAACUGUGGGUUUCUGCUGAGUUUCUAUUCUUGGAGAUGGGCCGUUGCACAUUUCAUUUGGAUGUCAAGUGCAGGGCAUUACGUAAGGUGUAUGAAAAGUCUAAAAGUGAUGAAAGUUUGGGUCAUAUCCAUCCUUUUAUGAUGAUCUGGCCUCCCAAAUUUCCUGCACUCAAGGAUGAUCCUGCAAGGAAUGUCAUGUGA
Triticum turgidum subsp. durum (durum wheat) is the source of this 1242-nucleotide messenger RNA. The record is from the annotation of a GenBank genome assembly. Lineage: Eukaryota; Viridiplantae; Streptophyta; Magnoliopsida; Poales; Poaceae.